AUGCAACAGACGUCGCAAGAUUUGGAAUGGUCCAUUGAUAGUAUCAUCCAUAACAUCACCAAUUUCCAUGAGCAGUGCCAGAAUUUGCGGAGUAUAUAUGAGGCUGGCGAGGUCAAAAACCUACUUUGUGAUGGCUCUGUGAGUUACCCUCAGCCAAACGAAGAAAAGGCUAAAGGCAUGUCCUUCGAAAUCAGAAACUUGUCCUUUUCAUACCCAGGCAGCCAAAGUAUCAAACCAGCAAUCUCGAACCUCUCUCUAUCCAUCAAACCAGGCCAGUUCGUCGUCAUCGUCGGGGGCAAUGGCAGCGGAAAGUCUACCAUUCUUAAACUCCUCACACGCUUGUACGACCCCACAUCUCCUCCAGAAUCCAUUAUUGUCGAUGGAUUGCCUUUGUCGCAUUACCGCAUGUCCGACCUUCGCCAGGCCAUGGCGACGCUGACACAGGACCACACCAUCUUCCCACUGUCCCUCGGAGAAAAUAUUGGGCUGGGAUGUGUCCAGCAUGUAUCAAAUGGCUCAAUGAUUGACUGUGCGGCGGAAUUGGGUGGCGCGAAGGAUCUUCUCGAGAAACUGGAAAAGGGAAAAGACACGGUGUUAGCCUCUAGACACGAGGCGUAUGGCCGUCAUCUUCCUGACGAGGAGGAUCAUCCUUUACACAUUCUUCUGAAACAGCUGCAGAAACCCAUCGAAAUUUCUGGAGGUGAAAAACAACGAAUUGUUGCAUCUCGGACUUUCAUGCGAUUCGAGUCAGAAACUUUGAAAUUUGUCGCGGUCGACGAACCUAGCUCUGCAUUGGAUCCUGAGGGUGAAGCACUGCUUUUCAGGAAUCUUUUACAAGCUCGAGAGGGAAAGACGAUGAUCUUUGUUACACACCGGUUCGGGCAUUUAACUAAGCACGCGGAUCUCAUUGUAUGUAUGAAAGACGGAACCAUCGCUGAGGCUGGCACUCACACAAACCUGAUGGAAUUAGAUGGAGAAUACGCAAAGUUGUACAAUAUCCAGGCGUGCGCUUUUGUGGAUACCCGAACCGAAUAA
This is a messenger RNA of Desarmillaria tabescens, 1035 nucleotides long. Its product is annotated as P-loop containing nucleoside triphosphate hydrolase protein. The record is from RefSeq and is a predicted model, not a curated record. Lineage: Eukaryota; Fungi; Basidiomycota; Agaricomycetes; Agaricales; Physalacriaceae. Bases 1 to 1035 code for a protein of 344 amino acids. Gene Ontology annotation, molecular function: ABC-type oligopeptide transporter activity; ATP binding; ATP hydrolysis activity. The transcript is spliced from 4 exons.